Molecule: messenger RNA, 1167 nt
Organism: Sarcophilus harrisii (Tasmanian devil)
Lineage: Eukaryota; Metazoa; Chordata; Mammalia; Dasyuromorphia; Dasyuridae
Gene: ALKBH7
Product: alkB homolog 7
Exons: 4
Coding region: 430-1095 (221 amino acids)
Biological process (GO): fatty acid metabolic process; DNA damage response
Cellular component (GO): mitochondrial matrix
Source: RefSeq, a predicted model, not a curated record
CUUCCCGCAACGAGCCAAAGACUCGCAACCAAGAGCAGAAGCGGGGUUUGGCUCUCCGCGUUCCGGAGCUCUUUGCGGAUCCCGGCCCCCCUGCGCCGGCGCUCCGCCUGCCGCUUCCUCGGAGCUGGGCGGGCUGCCGGGGGGCCACGUGCACUAGGGCACCUCGGGAAGGCUCGGGGUCGAGAGCGGAUCGAGGCGGGUGGAGUGUUUCCCCGAGGGUGCCUCAGAGGUCACCUGGACAGGGGCGGAGCCGGCGGUUUUCUGAGCUGGCCGCGAGUCGGGUCCGUUAACGCCUCGCGGUGUCUUCCGGAACGUGGGGGCGGGGCCCCGGAGUAGCCAAUAGCCCUGGGCCUCCGGAAUGUCGCCACCCAAUCGCGGAGGGGAAGGGGAGGGCCCGGGCUGGGCCCAGCUGCCCGGGCCGGCGGUACCAUGGUCUGGAGCGGGCGCCUGGCCCUGGGGGCGCUGCGGGCCCCGGGGCUGGGAACCUGGCCCGGCUGGCUGCGGGGCUCCGGGCCCACCGUGCUUCGCCGGUUGCGGGGGGCGGCCGUGGUGCGGCCUGGCUUCUUGAGCUCGGCAGAGGAGGAGACGCUGAAGCGGGAGCUGGAGCCCGAGCUCCGGCGACGCCGCUACGAGUACGAUCACUGGGACGCGGCUAUCCAUGGCUUUCGGGAGACAGAGAAGUCCCACUGGUCAGAAGCAAGCCAGGCCAUUCUGCAGCGCGUUCGGGCAGCUGCCUUCCCCCCGGCUCUGGCCCAGCUUCCCAUGGUUCACGUCCUGGAUCUCCAUCAAAGUGGCUACAUCAAGCCCCAUGUGGAUAGCAUCAAGUUCUGUGGCGGCAUCAUUGCAGGCCUCUCCUUGCUCUCUCCCAGUGUCAUGCGACUAGUUGACACCCAAGAUCCUCAGGAGUGGCUGGAAUUGCUCCUGGAACCUGGGUCCCUCUAUAUCCUCAGAGGCCCUGCCCGAUACGACUUCUCCCACCAGAUCCUUCGAGACGAAGAGUCCUUCUUCGGGGAGCACCGGGUCCCACGGGGCCGAAGAAUUUCUGUUAUUUGCCGUUCCCUCCCUGAGGGGGAACCAGGCCCCCCAUCUAAAUGAACUUCAAGUUCCACCACCACAGGGUACUUUGUAUAAAGUAUUUAUGAAUAAAGUUAGAGAAAUGAUACUUGA